CUCAGUGUAAACAAAAGAUUACGAACGUUCAGUGAGUCAGAAAAUUAGGCUUACGUGUGAUAUUUUUGUUAUUUAAGUCGAACAGAAUCGUAUAGUUAAUUCAUAUCGUAUAUAUAAAAGAACAAAAUCGUCUAAAUUUUCAGUUCACACACAGAUUGAUAAGGAAAUAUAACAAAAGAGGUUCAUAUAGGUAAGAGAAUAAUUAUAACACACUGUUAUGGAAUUCAUCAGCAUUGUUAUAUUUUGUGGGAUUGUUUUCCUAAUCUGGUACUUCUGUGGUGGAUCAAGUAACCAGUCUAAAAGAGCAACAGACAAAAACAAUAGCAGCACAAAUAAACUGUAUCCGGAUUUGUCAAGUCUACAGAAAAGCAAAGCAAAUAUGCAACACAACAGUAUAUGGAACAUAUUUGGUGGUGGAGGAUAUGAUUAUAAUGCCAUUAUGGACAAGUUUACUUCUCUGGAGGAGGUACAAAAUGCCAUCAGACAAGCAGGAUUAGAAUCGUGUAAUUUGAUUUUUGGAAUAGACUAUACUGUCAGCAACUUACAUCAAGGUCGUUCCACUUUUGGGGGUAACAGCCUACAUGCAAUUGAACCAAGAUUUAUGAACCCUUAUCAACAGGUGAUCUGUAUCCUUGGAGAAACAUUAGAACCAUUUGAUGAUGAUGGUAUCAUUCCAGCCUUUGGAUUUGGGGAUGCAUCUACAAAAGAUAGAUCAGUCUUUUCAUUCAGGUCUCAGGGGUACUGUAAUGGUUUCCAUGAUGUAUUAGAUGCUUAUAACCAACUAACACCAAAUGUGAGGAUGAGUGGACCAACAAGUUUUGCUCCAUUGAUACGUCAGGCAAUAGAUACUGUGAAAAAAACUAAAUCUUAUCACAUACUUGUGAUUGUUGCAGAUGGACAAGUGACCAACGAAAGGGAGACAAUUGAUGCAAUUGUGGAAGCCUCAAGAUGGCCAUUGUCAAUUGUAAUGGUUGGUGUUGGAGAUGGACCCUGGGAUACUAUGGAACAGUUUGAUGACAGAAUUCCUGCACGAAAGUUUGACAAUUUUCAGUUUGUUGAAUUUCACAAAAUAAUGUCCACAGCUAGAAACCCUCAAGCUGCAUUUGCUCUUCAUGCUUUAAUGGAAAUUCCAGACCAGUAUAAACUUGUCAAAAAGAAUGGUCUUUUAAAUUUUUGAUCAUGUUUAGAUUUUUUAGAGAACAGAAUGUAGAAAUAUGUUUAUUAAUGCAUUAUUCUCUAUGUCUUUUAAUCAAAAUCAAAAAGUGUUUUGAACUCGCUUCAUUGUUAGUGAAAGAAAGAAAGAUGUGAGUGAAUAAGCAAUACAAAUGAAUGAUAAGAUUAUUUAUCAUGCAUAGAGUUAUGUUGAUUAGUUCAUAUAUUGGAAAAACAGUGAAAUGUGUAGGGUAGCCUUGGAUCCUGGGCCAAUCUGUGUUAUCUGUCUUAAGGGUCAGGUUGUGUAGAAUUGAUUCAGGGCUAUUUGGCCUUGAAUCUAUCUUGCAUGUGUGAAAUAAGACACCAAUUAACAAAUGUAUAAGAAUGCACAAUAUCAAAAUAAAAAUUAUUUGUGUUAAUAGAUUUUCAUGAUUUUUUUAAUGAAAAAAGAGAUCCAAGAUUGACAUAUUCACUACUAUUUAUAUUUGUGUUAUUUUUGUCUCGCAAUAGUCCCAUAACUAAAUUGGUCUCGAAAAUUGGUUGUUUAAUAGUAAAUUAAACUUAAACAUGCCUAAAUGUGUUAUGUCUGGCACUACUACAGAAUUAGGAUUCUCAGCUAUAGUACAGCACUAGAUGUUGAUUGAUUGCAUAUGUGAAUUUUAUAUGUAUCAUAUUUAACUUAACAUUUGACCUCAAAUUGAUAAUGACAAAUAUUUUUGUACCAUACAUGUUUUAUAUGGAUUUAGCUUUUGUUUGUGAUGAAAACUAUAUAUUUUUAUAUGAUAAUUUUUUUGUAAGAAAAUUAAAAAAAAAGAGUUUGUUACUCUGUUAUUGCUGAUGUGUAACUAUUUGGCCAUAUGUCAAAAGAGAGGAAUAUUAGUCCAUGCUGUCACUCUGCAGAUUUUUUUUAUGUUUCUUGCUUUAAUAGUGUUCAUAAUUUCAUUUGGAAAAUUUUUCACACUUGAUUCCAGUGCCUUAAGAUAUCAUCUAGAGUGGGAUUUAGUCCUUUUUGGGGUAUAUAAUGCACAAAGUGCAAUUAUUAUCCAUAUUACAUCCGGCUAUUAUACAAUUUUAGCCUUUGUAUGAGGUCUAUACAAGGAUAUAUCGACCUGAAAGAAGUAUAUCAACUGAAGGCUACAAUUGUUAUAUUAUUAUUUUCAAUGCGCUGCAUUUUGUGGACAAAAGGAAAUAAUAAUUCAAAAUCAUGCCUACCGUUAAAAGGCUUGUAUAGUCCGCGGUUUUAUUCUCCAAAACUGAACCUGCCAGACAGGGGUGCGGACUAUAGAGUACAAUAAGCAAGAAAUAAGAGAAAAAAUUAAAUUUCACUAGGUGGUUUGUUUACGUUCCGCCAUGUUUGUUUGAUAUUGUAGAGGGCGCUCUUAUCAUUUUUCAAACUAAUAAUUUUACCUAAUCCAUAUUAAUAAGUUAUUUUUAUUCAAUAUCAUAUUAAUACUGAUAAAUUAAAAAAUUAAAUGCUUCAUCACAAUUUUCUCGUUUCUUUUAAUGCAUUGCUUAAAAUAAACUGGUAUCUUCUUGAAUGAAACGGUACAAAAAAAGUAUAAAAGACAACAGUAAACCAGCUUCCGAAGUGUAAAUUAUGAAUCGUAAUUGGGUAUUAUUCGUUCCAUUUUGGUGUUUCAUACUGACAAAUAUGUUUUGUAUUAGCUUAAGACCCUUCAAACAUUAAUAUAAUAGAUAUAUUGAACACUGUUUUACAUAAGGAUGGAACUGUUUUACUUUCAAAGUCGUAUUACAGUGAUAUCUAUUAUGUACAGAUUUCGACUCUCACCGUUUUUUUUUCUACUUUUACACGUGCUUUUCAAACUUCCGGUUUAAACAUAAACAAGUUUCUAAAUUUUUUUUCUGUGAUUUAGACUUAUUUUAACAAUCGUGAAGUGUUCUAGAAUCAUUUGCAAGCAGUUUCAGCUUCUGUUUGAUGAUGGAAAACAGGUUUUUCCGAGAAAAUACCGCAAGCGACCACACACGAUUUGAAAUUACCGGAGUUUCAUUAGACCUUUUCUGACAGUUACUAAAAGUUUUUUUACCUGAAAUUUCGUGGGGAGAAGGGGGUGCGGACUAUGUACCAGUUAGAACUAUACAUGCCAGAUUACGGUAAAUAUGUUAUUUGCUAAUUACAAUGCAGUGUUUGAUUUAAGAUCACAAUGAAAUUGAAAGCAACCCUUAUUGCCUUGGUGCUCACAGAUCAUAAAGAAUUUAGGCCAUUUGAUGGCUUGAAGAAGUCUUCUAUCUUUGAAAGUUCUUCUUAGGUAGCUGCUCAAAAUAUAUUUCUAUAUGUAAUGUCUCUGAAGAACGGCAUUUAAGGCAAAUAUGUACUGCAGUCAAAAAGUUGUACAGUGAUUCAUGUUUCACAAGUCUGAAGAUGUCCAUUUUUGUCGAGCCUGCGACUUUUGUCGCAGAAAGCUCGACAUAGGGAUAGUGAUCCGGCGGUGGCGGCGUUAGUUAACUUCUUAAAAGCUUUAUAUUUUAGAAGGUGGAAGACCUGGAUGCUGGAUGCCUCAUGUUACGAAGUUUCCGUCAGUCACAUGUCCAAUGUCCUUGACCUCAUUUUCAUGGUUCAGUGACUACUUGAAAAAAAUUUUUUUUUGUAAUUUUAAAUUCUCUCUUAUUAUAAGUACUAGGAUAACUAUAUUUGGUAUGUGCGUACCUUGCAAGGUCCUCAUGCCCGUCAGACAGUUUUCACUUGACCUCGACCUCAUUUCAUGGAUCAGUGAACAAGGUUAAGUUUUCGUGGUCAAGUCCAUAUCUCAGAUACUAUAAGCAAUAGGUCUAGUAUAUUCGGUGUAUGGAAGGACUGUAAGGUGUACAUGUCCAACUGGCAGGUGUCAUCUGACCUUGACCUCAUUUUCAUGGUUCAGUGGUUAUAGUUAAGUUUUUGUGUUUUGGUCUGUUUUUCUUAUACUGUAUGCAAUAGGUCUACUAUAUUUGGUGUAUGGAAUGAUUGUAAGGUGUACAUGUCUAGCUGGCAGGUGUCAUCUGACCUUGACCUCAUUUUCAUGGUUCAGUGGUCAAAGUUAAGUUUUUGAGUUUUGGUCUUUCUUUCUAAUACUGCAUGCAAUAGGUCAGCUAUAUUUGGUGUAUGGAAUGAUUGUAAGGUGUACAUGUCUAGCUGGCAGGUGUCAUCUUACCUUGACCUCAUUUUCAUGGUUCAGUGGUCAAAGUUAAGUUUUUGAGUUUUGGUCUUUUUUUCUAAUACUAUAUGCAAUAGUUCAACUAUAUUUGGUGUAUGGAAAUAUUUUAUGAUCUAUAUGUCAGUCACGCAGGUUUUAUUUGACCUUGACCUCAUUUUCAAGGUUCAUUGCUCAGUGUUAAGUUUUUGUGUUUUUGUCUGUUUUUCUUAAACUAUAAGCAAUAGGUCAACUAUAUUUGUUGUAUGGAAGAAUUGUUAGCUGUACAUGCCUGCCUAGCAUGGUUCAUCUGACCUUGACCUUAUUUUCAUGGUUCAUUGGUCAAUGUUUAGUUUACUUGGUUAAUGUUAAGUUUAUGUGACAGUUGUAAUAAAGCUUUAUAUUUAGGACUAUCAACAUAAUAUCAAUGAUUAGUAAAGAAGGCGAGACAUUUCAGCGUGUGCACUCUUGUCUUAAACUAUAAGCAAAAGGUCAACUAUAUUUGUUGUAUGGAAGAAUUGUUAGCUGUACAUGCCUGCCUGGCAUGGUUCAUCUGACCUUGACCUUAUUUUCAUGGUUCAUUGGUCAAUGUUUAGUUUUCUUGGUUAAUGUUUAGUUUAUGUGACAGUUGUAAUAAAGCUUUAUAUUAAGGACUAUCAACAUAAUAUCAGUGAUUAGUAAAGAAGGCGAGACAUUUCAGCGUGUGCACUCUUGUCUGUUAUGUUUGUAGAUAUUGGGCCAUUUUAAGUGAAAUAGAAAGUUACAGAAGGUGUUCACAUUUCAUUUCUGGUGAUAUACUUUUCAUAGAAUUAUAGCCCUUUGAAGUUGGAAGAUCCAGAUUAUCGCUAUGUUUUAUAUUUUGCUUUAAAAUUUCUUAAAGACUUCACCACUCAACAAUUUAUAAAUCUUAAUCAUAUAUCAUUAAUUUAUUCAACUAAGUUCAUUAAAACUGGGUUACCUUUAACUUCAUAUUAAGUCAACCAAAGCUUUACUUAAAACCUUCAUCCAUACUGCUGAACUCUUUUACCUGGACCUCAUUGCCAUGGCUGACUAAAUAUCUACAUUUUCAUUUAUCAAUUAUAUUUUUGUGUACCUGUUAUAAAAUAUACAUGCAACUAUGGCAAAGCUCUCUGACUUUCCAUAAUAUCUCAUUUUCAUAGUUCACUGGUUGACUUUCAGUUUUUUUUUUGUGCAUAAAAAAUACCAUUUGAAGACGGACCAAAUUUUAGAUGCCUUAAUGUCCUGAGAUUAAAAUUUUAAAAUUCCAUACUUUUUUGCUGUUUUAUUUGUUUGUUGUUAAAUAUAAUAUUAUUUUUGUAUAAUAUUUAUUUUUGCCAUUCUGCAUUCCAGCUAGAAACUUUUUAGUGAGGAUACAUGAUGAUUUUUUUAAAUGAUAUAUGUUUUAUGUAACUUCGCAGGAAGAACAUCAAUGCAUUUUUUUAAUUAUUAAGAAUCAGUUCUGUACAAAGAAAUCAAACUGACAAUUAGCAUUUUAAAAUAAUUAAUUGGUAAGUUGCACACACUUAAUUUAGUGAUAACUAAUGUAAUAGUCAAUAUAUGAUUUUGCAAUAUUUUUCUAACAGAGUUACUUAGUUUGGUUAAUUCACUAAAAGUAAAAUGCUGCCUGAUGUCAUCACCAAUCCCAGUUUUUAAGCAUAAAAUUUAAAUAUUAGCCAAACCUGGAUGGCACUAUUUGAUUGUGAUGUCUUUAUAGUGAAGUCAUAAGGGAGAUUUGUCAGUUUCUUUGCAAAAUAGGGUAGUUGUUAGAAAUAUUUGGCUAAAUUAACAUAGAGCCAAGCGUAGUCCAAUAUAACUUGUUGCAUGUCAAAAGAUAAAAAUGAAAUACACUUACUGUUUAAAUAUCUUUUGGAGAGAAUGUUGUGCUCUGUAUUAUUUCUAAACAUGUACUAGUCAAAUAGUUGAGAUUUUGUCUACUUUCCUCAUUUUACUGAAUUUCCUGUCAUGGCUGUAUAACAAAUGAAAAGGGUAUACUUUUUAACCAAAGGUCUCUUGUGGAGAGUUGUCUCAUUGGCAAUCAUACCACAUCUUCUUUUUAUGAUGAUUUUAUCAAGGUACAUAUAUGCAACAUUAAUUUGAAAAAAUUGGAUAUUGUUUGAAAUAUAUUUGAUUUCAGGGACAAUUUGGCCCAAAAGCAUACCUUGUCUUCUGGUCUAAUGUUGAUAAAAUAAAUUAUAUUGUUUUUCCAUUUAAAAAUAAAUGGUUUUCCAUUUAUAAUAAUUUAACCAGUUAUCUGUAUAUUUAGAUAAUGUUAUAUGUUUGUAAAAAAGUUUGUUAAUGAAAUGUUAAAUAAAUAUUUUGAAAAAUAA
Molecule: messenger RNA, 6604 nt
Organism: Mytilus californianus (California mussel)
Lineage: Eukaryota; Metazoa; Mollusca; Bivalvia; Mytilida; Mytilidae
Exons: 6
Coding region: 218-1177 (319 amino acids)
Source: RefSeq, a predicted model, not a curated record